GAAUCAACAAUUUCAAAACUUUGCACUAUUCUUCAAAGCAUUUUUAGUCAAGAUCCACCAUUAUAUACUAAACCAAAUGUCAAUCACAAUCCUCCACUGAGACCAUCACAUCCACCGCCACCACCAGAGCGACCUAUCCAAAAUCACAUAGUUUCUCCUACCGCUCAUAAUCCAUUUCCCACGAGAUCGCCAACACCUCCACCUUUACCGCCUCCACCUCCAUAUCAAUCAAUUAAUCAAAAUGUAGAGAUGAACAGACCAAGGGGUCAAAGUGGAACUUUAAAUCCAUCCACAGCAACAAAUAUAAACUCACAUUUUUUUACUCCACCUCAACUGCGUGGAAAUGUUGUUGCACCUUUACAAUCUUCACCGCCAUCCAGUCAAAUUCCUAGUAUACUAGAUACACCACCACCACCGAUUAAUUCGCAGCCUCCAGCACGAGUGUUCAAUAAUCAGAGUCCCGAAAUAGUGAAACUUCAAGUUGAUGUCUAUGAGAAACUUGAAGAUAGUUGGAGUUUCUACCACGAGAAAGCUAUACUUGAAAUCAAUAAGAUUAUGAGUCUCUCGGAACAAUUAAAUAAUAGCGAGGCGCAAAGCGAAGAUGAAAAGAGACAAUUAAAAGAGUUGCAAAAUCAAUUACAAGAAAAGAUUGAUUAUAUGAAAGCAAAGAAUUCGGAGGUUGAUCGAUUAAUCGAGCAAGCUACCAAUAUACCUGAGAUAUCUGUUGAUGAUGUGUUAUGUGGAACAACGAUCGUAUAUAAUCAAUUAUUUGAAUUGGUGGCCGAGGACAAUGCUAUUGAUGAUACAAUUUAUUAUCUGGGCAAAGCUUUAAACAGUGAAAGAAUAGACUUACAGACUUUUAUGAAGAGUAUACGUAUGCUUGCACGUGAACAAUUCAUGCGUCGCGCUUUAAUACAAAAAAUUAGACAGCAAGCAGGAUUGGAUCAAUAA
Ambispora leptoticha is the source of this 951-nucleotide messenger RNA. The record is from the annotation of a GenBank genome assembly. NCBI's taxonomy places the organism in Eukaryota, Fungi, Glomeromycota, Glomeromycetes, Archaeosporales, Ambisporaceae.